GAGGCUUGCCGUAGAUUGUUCCUUGUCAGCGCGACUACACUUUCCUGUCCUCUGUAAAACAAAAACUGAGCUUGCUUGCGUGUAAAACAAUGCCUCUGGACUCAUCCCGUACAGUUUACACAGGAAAGCAAAAUCGCCUUUGUGCUCUUGAUCGACUUUGUUCAUUUUAAUGCUUCGUAACGCGGGGUGUGAGGUCCCACCUUCGCAGAGGUAAACAAACGACAGAUCGUCAACUAACGUGACGGCUGGCCUUAGGUGGCCAUCUUGCCCUCGCUCGUGUCGCGCUUGUAAAUGUAAAUUAUUAUUACUAUUAGUAGUUCGCCAUGAAUUGUCGCUCUGAAGUGCUGGAGGUGACAGUGGAGGCUCGGCAGGUUGAGGAAUCGAUGCUGGCUCUGCUACACACCAUUUUGCUACACCGAAGCACGGGCAAGUUUCACUACAAGAAGGAGGGUACCUACUCCAUCGGCACCGUUGGGACCUUGGACAUCGAUUGCGACUUCAUCGAUUUCACCUUCGUCAGAGUGUCAUCAGAGGAACUGGACAGGGUGAUCCGGAGAGCCGUGUCUGAAUUUAAGGUAGCUGUUGUUAUCAGCUCCUAAUUGUUGACUGUAAUGUCGGUACAGGCUGUUAAAUUAUAUGUCAGCCCACAUAGACCUCUCACUAUAAGGAUGCUGUUAUAACGCCACCUCAGUGAACUGGGUGGUGCAGUGUUGCCAAGCUGCUUACAGAAUAUACGAGUUCAUUUAUAUAAGACUGCAUUCAUUUAUCGGUGAGUACUGGUAUUGGCUGCCUGUCCUAUUGACAGAUAUCGACAAAAAAGCUCGAUAUCAUUUUGGCUGAAUAUUGGGGUCACGAAAUAGCUCAGUUCUUAUCGUAGGGUCCUCUUUUUUUUAUCCUGGUUUAGAUCUCUACACUAGAGCAGCGCCACAGGGGCCUGCACUUUUUACCGGCGCCACAUACUGGUGCAUUGGAGUGUCUGCCGCUCUCCGCUUUGUUCUCCUUUAACCUGGGAGAGUGAUUGUGACAUGUAUCACCAUUUUCUGGGUCUCACCUCGACACGGUGGAAUAACUGUGUCUGUGACGUCAUCAGGUUGUUUGUGAAGCGGUUGCCUUCUUCUUGGUGAUGCUGAUCCAACUAACCAGUCAGUCCACAUACUAGAAGUGGGCUUUUAUGUUGUAUUCACAGCAAGUGCGGAUAAAAUCGUGUUCUCUGUUCUCGUGUUUACACAGGAGAACCCAAACACAGGUGAUAUUGCGAGAGAGUAGCGAGAGAGAGGAGGGGUUCCUACGUGUAAGGUCAGUCGGUUUACAUAGACUAUGGCAGAGGUUGAUCACACUGGCCCUCAUUUAUCAAGCUUCCACAGAUCUGAGUGCAGGAUUCAUCGUACGAUAGGACACACGUGAGAUUUAUGAAAGGGUUCGUAUCUGACCAAUUCCAGCGUACGUAUGAUCGGGUUUUGAUAAAUGCAGCGGCUGAAAUCGAUCGUCAUUACCAGUUUACGCCCUUAAAUAUUUGUGGUUCAGAAGCCUCGCCCACUGAGGUCAAACAUGAAAGAGGAGAAAUAUUACAAAGAUGUGAAACUUUUCUGAGCUGAAAGUGGAUAUCCUCACAUCUGUGUUGGAAACUAACACAGAUUUUCUCUUUGGAAGCAUCAAAACUGGUAUAAAACCUGUUCAGAAAACUCCUGUCUGGAGCAGGAUUAUGGUGGUGGUGAACAGCGCUGUUGCGCAAUAGUGGACAGUGACUGAAGUUUGAAUAAAUCAUUAGUCAGUAAGUUGCUCAUGAUGAUAAAUUAAUAUCUCAUACAUGCCUCAUAUUUGUUUAUUGCCAUUAAAUAAGGUACGUUGCUCCUAUUAUUGAAAGUAUUUAGUUUUAAUUUGUUGCAUCUUUGUAAUGUAGAGCAGACUGGAGAGUCUGACAGAGGCUGAACAAAAAUAAUUAUUAAUGUCACUAAACGGUGUGUUGCUGCCCCUGAGGCACAUUUUUAUGGAUUUCUAUUUGAUUUUUAUCACUGAAUAAAUAGCAAGAGCACUUUCUGAACUUAUACUUUACAUGUCAGAAUCCAUCGAUAAGGUCCUGUCCCCUCUGUACAGCACCUUUGUGGAGUCUCUCCUUGUUAUUGUUCUCUGGGCAUCAGGUCCUCAAGUUGCACCAGCACAGCCAACGGCACUCCAUUUGCCAGUGCAACAUUGUGCUAAACUGUUUUAUUUACGUCUUAAUCUUUAAUGAAAUCUAGCUGAUUGUGCUUGGUGACAGGUUGGAGGUGUGUUUAUCAAUUAUUUUGAGACAGACAUUUGCUGCACCGCAGAUCCACACUGACUCAAACUUGCGUACACGAUGUCAGACCUGUCGUGAGAUUUGGUCAUAGCGUACGCUCACAUGCAGAUUGAUAAAUGCCGAUCCUCACGUCAAAAUUGUCGUACGCAAGGUGUACGCAAGUUUUCUGCCAUACGCCAGCUUGAUAAAUGAGAGCCACUGUGAGGAUGAGUUUAAAUAACUUGACAGAUAAUCAGACCUCCUCACUAUUUCUGUUUCAAUAUAAACAUUUUUUUGUUUAUUUUGGUAUUAAUAUAGGCCAUCGCCUCGCAAAACAACCUCAUGACUGAGAUGCCUUCUCAAGACCCACAUUACAGACAUCACAAUUUUUCUAUUAUAUUUUAAAUGCCAGAAUAUCAAAUAUAAAUCAGAAUAUAGCUACGUGGGGGAAUUGCUUACUCUACACAAGCCUCCCCCUUAUUUCGGCAUCAGCGCCCCUAAAUUGACCCAAAAGAGACACUCUUUGGGGGGUAUUCCACAAAGCUGGCUUAGCUCAAAGCCUGGCUUAUGUCGGUUUGUCUCGCUAACUUUAGUGAGAGUCAGGUUCUACAAACGAGGCUUAGGACUAGCGUGGCUUGGUAACCAUGGUAACUCAGCCAGCGCGACAAGCCUGGUCCCAGGCAGGCUUAUGGUCAAGCUUAGUUUAGCUGCGUCUACGAGAAUGUCCGACGGGUUCCGAAAGACACUUUGUGAAACUCGUGUCUCACAUUAAAUUCAUCUUUAUCUGUAAUGAAUGAUGUUCUUGUGUGGAAACAUAAAUUGAGACCCUUUUUAAACACAGGAAUAACUGUAAACCUAGACAUGUCAAAUAUUGCACCAACCCCAUGGAUUACAGAGAAGUCAAUGGGUCAGUGGGCAGAGUGCAGGGCAAAGAAGUGCCAUUGACCUGUACCAUUCAUCGCGCCGUGGGUUUGAUCCCACCAUCGGUUACUGUUUCGAAAUAUCUCAUUUUCUUUCUUUUAUUCUGUCACCCUCAAAGUACAGUCAACACAUAACAGAGUAAAGGUACAAAUUGUCUUAUCAAAAAAUUAGAAGGCGACAACAGCCACAAUUCUCUAUAAAACUACUUUCCUUUUACCAGCAGUCCAUUCUGAUCAUGAUGAUAAUCUAAAGGCGAUGUCAAAUGAUGACAUAACUACUUGAUUUGUGUGCAAGCUCAUUUGUGUCUUCUCCCUUAUUUAAAUGUAGGGCACUGAACCACUAUCAUCCCUGAUAAAAAAAAAAGGCACCUCAUCUAUACAUGUUUUUUUUGUACUGUUUUAUUCAGUGUUUGAUGCAACAUUGCCACAUGAAGAAGCACAUUUUUUCUAAGUUUGCCUACUUUGGUUUUAGGUGUUACCUAUGUAGCUGCUACAGUCAUCUAUUAUGGAUAUAUUUUGUCAAAUCAAGAACAUGAAUUAGGCCUACACGUGAAAUACUGAAUACCACCAUUACAUUACACAAAAACUCUAAAACAAAUAAACUAUGCUUUUCCAUCCAUGCUCAAAAAAAAAAAAAAAAAAAAGAUCAACUUCAUCAACAAGUUUUGAACAGCUUUAAUUUCAUCAGGACCUUAAUGAUCUCCUCUGGGCUCUGGACCACAGUAGUAUGAGGAGUUUCAGGGUGAGAAAAAAAAGGUCAUCAAACACAGUAGAAACUCAAUAAGUGCAGAUUUGACACAGGUCUAUAUAAGCAGGGUAUUCUUGCACCACCACCUUUUCCACAACAAUGACAUGCCCGUUCAUUGAUGAGUAACCUGUUAAAAUGCAUCAAAAAACAAAGACGUCAAGACUAUUUUACCCAUUAAAACAUUACAAAUCAAAUAGACAACCAUUGCAGUUAUGGGUUAUUCCUAUGCAAUGUUCAAAAGCAUUCCCUCUGAGAAUCUAAACUUUCAGAUAGUGUGCGUGUGUACGCAUAGGCUAAGUGAUUAAUUGAAAAAAGAAAACAAUUACUUACGCAUUUAAACGUCAGCAAUGCUUUGCCAGACAGCGUCUCUGGCUUUGUUAACUGCAACCAUGCUGCCCUUUUUUUGUGAUAGUCACUCUGUAGUCCUCAUUUCACUCCAUGAGGAGUUUUUGCUCAGCUGAGAAAAAGGAUUCCGCUCUUUAUUUUGACAUGAUUUCGUAAUUUCGACAAUCGACACGUCGGGGCUUUUUGUGAGCCGCAGUCGCGCGCUGAGCCGCAGCUUGGAUCAGCCUGGCUUGAAUGAGCGUCUCUGAAAUACAGCUGAGCCUCGUUAGUGGAACGAGUUGCAGCUCAGAUUGAAGUGGCCGCUUAUUCAAGACACGCUUACCAGCGAUAGCCCAGCCUUCUUCAGCCAGUUUCGUGGAAUACCCCCCUGGCAGAGUUACUUAGGUUUUUUUAGUUUAGUUUGUUUAGUUUCUAAUCUUAAAAAAAAACAGCAAAUCAAAAUCACUAUGUUUGGUGCAGCCUUACAAUACAAGCACUAUGCCUGUGUGUCAUCCCCAAUCAACCAGCCUUUGAAUUCAGGGUUUGAAUCCCACUUCUCUGUGUUUUUGAGUGUACAAUUAAGACUGAGACACGAUGAGCUUGCUAGCUAAAUGUUAGCUUAUGUAGCGAAGAGGAACACAGUGGAUAAGGGGAGUUACUGAGGCAGUGUGAGACAAAUGCAGGGAUUCAUUUUAGUGUGAUGGUAAGUUAAAAAAAAAAGUACAUUUACAGAGCGAUACAUACUUUCACUUAAGUCUCCAAAAUAUUCAAAAAGUCUACAACAACACCACAAAAACUCACUUGAUUUGUCACGAGUUACAUUUGACAAAAAAGUUACCAAUAGGUGUUGGAAAGUCGCCAGACCGAGCAAGAAAGUCACCAAGUUGGCAACACUGGUCAAGUAAGGCGUACUCCUCUUUUGCUGAUCCUUUUACUUAAAUUACUUCAAAACUAACGCAUUACUAAAUAUAUCUACUUCCUAUACAUUAGGUGCACAGGAAGACUGGGCUCAGACCAAAGCAGUUUUUCACUCAGGGAAUGGCAGUUUUUAGCACUGGCAUCGGCUUCAUUACUCAAGACCGAAGGAUGCUGCUUGGUCCAAUCUCUCUAUAUAACCAGGCUUUCUGAUGCCUGGACCUCUGAAAAUAAUCAGCUUUUGUCUCUGAUUAGGGUCCUUCACAUGUGUGAAUGUUAUAUAGGAGGACUCCAGUUGCUCGGUCACGUUGUGCUUUCUAUGGAUGUAACCGACACUACGGCUGAAAAAGGGAAUUUAAAUUCUUUUAUCUGUGAAAUCAACAGUGAGAUCUGUGCCGUUUUCCUUCCUAAUUUUGGUCAUCUUCAGCCUGAAAUAGUUGACUGAAAUAGUCAUGUGAUUACUAAAAGUUGGGAGAAAUAUGGACCUUCCUACAGAAAGCUCAGAGAUUUCUUUUUAAAAUUAGUCAUGGUGUUAUCCAAUGAAAUCCUGAUCAAGAGAUAUCCAUGUGAGUUGUUCCUUAUGUAAAUACCUUUAAGUCUGUUGUUUCUCUGUCUUGAUAUGUGUCAGUUCAAUUUGGAUGGUGUUAUUUGUAAUUUUUAACUUCCUCUUUAUAAUAUUCUUUUUGGUCACUCAACUUCAAUGAGAAACACGCCUUUGAAUUAUAAAAUUUACCUUAUUUUUAGCAAGUACUGUAGUCAUAAAAGCCCACUUUCUUACUUUUCAGAGAGAAGCUUAAUUAAAUAUUAAAAUAAUACUAAAAGCUAUUUGCCCAUGAAUUUAUGUUUCCAUUUGAAGGUUUUUAUUUCAAAUAUCUUCUCAAUGUAAACUUCUGUUCCUGUUCUAUUUCAUACUUUCUAACUGCCAGAGGCAGUGUAUAAACACUUGUGGAUAACAUCGCGCGCAUGCGCAGAGGUCUAAUGCUAACGUGAAAAUGUUCUCCGCUUGUUGAAGUUAGUAUUGGAUGUGGUUUUCUUUACCCUGCUCGGGAUGGAGUGAAAGCAUAUGGUAAGUAAACGGCUAGUGAUAGCCAACCGCUAGCAUUGAAAGUGUUUUACGCAUAGACUGUAUAUACUAUGGACAACCUGGUUCCGCCUACCGCCUGUAUACAGAUUUGAAACCAAAAAGCUCUCAGUAAUUCCGGGAUUUUUCUUCAUUUCCUGAAACCAGCGCUGUGCAGUAGCAGUUGUGCGCAUUCAGCCGUGCAGUCACAGAGAGUCACCGUGAUGACGCUCGGCUCAAACAGCGUAUCCCCCGGGAGAGCUACUCAAUCCCUGAACGCCCAUAGGCUGUAUCAGGUGUCAAUCAUAGCAAACAUGAACCCCCUAAUAACUUUUAAAAAUGGUGCUUCACAGGACUUGAGCACAAACCAGUCUUACAAUAACUACAUGUCAACAUCGCAAGCAGGGGGGAGAAAAAUUUAUGUUCUGUGUAAUAAAUUUCUAAAGUUGGUCCACAGCCCCAUAAGCUUUGCUGGCGGAGGCAGGAUUUAUGACCUAUACUGCAGCCCAUCAACAGAGGGUGCUGUUCUCGGAGUGGCUUCACCCCGUGAGGAGGCAGACGGCGUCCACUCCAUAUACAGUGUAUGGUUUUACGCUUCGUUCAGCUAGAAUUGUAUAAUGUCGUGACCCACGUUGGCCCGGUCUGGCGUUCAUCAGCGUCAAUAGCAUUUUCCGCUACAUAGCUGUGGUGAACCCUGCAUGGCAGUAGUGUACUGCUGUGAGUUGGUGAGUUGUUUGUUAACUGAACGGGCGUGGGUCUGCAACUAGCAUUAGAGAGAGCGUUGUCCGCUCCGUAAUUUAACGUUGACCAUUGUUUGCUGCUGGUUACAGCAUCUGAAGCUCCUUUUCGGGUGCCACCUUCUAGCGCUUUCAUCGCAGAAUUACAUUCGUGUUGGUCCGAUCCCAAAUUGGAUCGGCACCUGUCACAAGACUGCAGGACCAUGGGAGCCAUGGCGGAUGCUGCGCAGUUUGGGUUGGAUCGUAUGCCAGCAGUAGAGAAUCCGGUUGCUUCCUUGGUGGUGUCACCUGAUGAGGCCCUCAGUCAGAACCCUCGGUGCCCACUAGUGCAAUGCAGGCUUACUGAUGAAUAUAUCACUCAUGCCUAUGAGUCGGCAGCACGGAGCGGCUCGCGUGGGCAAUUCACUUUCCAACCUUAUUCUGGCCCUGGAUAGAUCUAUUGCGGAUGCAGGGGCUGACCACGCUAGGCAGAUCCUGAGUUCACUCACCCAUGGCCUCGAGGCUGCCUUCUAUACGCCUUUCCUCCAUUUCCAUUAAUCAUGCUUACGCUUCACAGAAUAGCCACGGGUGGUCAUACGGUGUUGCUGGUGGCUCCUCACUGGCCGGGGAGGGUCUGGUUUCCCAUGAUCCGGCAGCUUCUCAACGGAACGCCCUGGGGCUUCCCGCGGAGACAAGACCUCCUUUCACAAGUGGCAGGACGCGUUUUGCAUCCCCAGCCAGGCCGCCUUCAGCUUCAUGUAUGGCCCCUGAGGGGCCGGGUUCACUAUUAGAGUCCUGUGAUCAGGCAGUUGUCCAAGUCCUGCUUAAUGCCCGUGCACCCUCCACUAUGGCGCUUUAUGCCAACAGAUGGAGGCUAUUCUGUACUUGGUGUGAGGCCCAGCACGUGGACCCAGUCACGUGCUCGGUGCCAGUUCUCCUACGGUAUAUCCACAUGUUGAGGGAUAAGGGACUCUCUGCCUCUACAUUGAAGGUGUAUAUUGCCGCCAUUUCAGCUCGACAUGUCCUGGUGGACGGUCGAACGGUGGGAGCUCAUCCUUUGGUGAGCCGCUAUCGGAGGGUAGUGCUCAGAUUGCAUCCUCCAUACGUUACCAGAGUUCCCUCGUGGGAUUUGCCUAUUGUCCUGGAAGCCUUAUGUUCUGCUCCACUUGAGCCACUGGAGCGGGCUGAUCUAAGGUGGCUGUCAGUUAAAACUGCCUUUCUCCUUGCAAUCAAAUCUGUUCCGAGUGGGGGAACUACAUGCCCUUUCUGUAGCUAGGGACUGCGUAAGGUGGGCCUCAGAUGGCUCUCGCGUCACUUUGUGGCCAAACCCCUCCUUCCUUCCAAAAAGGAUUUCAGCCUUCCAUGUUAACCAGCCUAUCACACUGUCAGCUUAUACCUCGCACCCAGGAUCGAGUCCCGAGGGGCGAUUGUGUCCAAUUUGUGCCUUGAGGCAGUAUAUUGAUGGCAUGGCGGAGCUUCAGAAGUCGGACGCUCUUUUUCUCUGCUAUGGGGGGCAUAGAAAAGGUCACGCUCUAUCUUAGCAACGUCUUGCUCACUGGAUUGUGGAGGCCAUUUCGCAGGCUUAUGUACGCAAGGGACUCCACCAGGGCAUUAAAGGGGGUUCCGCUGACCGACAUCUGUGCAGCACCUACAUGGGCGUCCUCCUGUACGUUCGCCCACUUCUAUCGGAUGAAUGUUGCCGCUCCUCAACUGGUCCAGACGGCCAUGUUAUCGGCCUCUUCAACCUGCAACUGACGGUUGGUGAGUGUAGGUUCUUCGUGACCAUGUUGGUAUACGUUAUCCACCAGUGUUUAUACACUAUCUCUGGCGGUUAGAAGGCAUGAAAUAGAAUGAGAGUUAUGCAUAUAACUAAGGUUCUAUGAAUACCGGAUAACCGCUAGAGUUAUCCGUGACUCGAAACCUCGGCGAAAAGAUUUUCACGAGGAAGAUCCUUGUGCACGUCAUACCCAUAUAGACUACGUACGCGGGCACGUACGUGCGCACAGGGUCACAUGUGACAAUGUUGACAUUAGAUUUCGACCUCUACGCAUGCGCGAUGUUAUCCACCAGUGUUUUUACACUGCCUCUGGCGGUUAUCCGGUAUUCAUAGAACCUUAGUUAUAUGCAUAACUCUCGUUCUCUGUUGUCCCUCAGCUGCUUUGCUUAUGUUUGUGUUGUUUACAAGGGUUGGGGGGAGGGGAGCAGAGAAGAAAGCAAAUGUCAAAAAAUAAAAUGAACCAAAAACCUUCAACAACAAAAGUUAAAACCCCUUAAAUAGGAAAAACACAAAGACUUUAUCAACCUUCCACCUUUAUAGUUUUAGAUCUUUAAUUUUCUCUAUAAGGUAGAAAUCAUUGACAUUAUUAAUCUGUCUUUAUAUAGCGCCAAUUCACAGCCAAUAUGACGUCAUGACACUUAUUAAAACGGCUGAUCCAGAACAGACUCUAUUUAUAAAGACCCUGAUGUAAAGAUGGGAUCAGACUGAGCCCCAUCCUACAAGAUCAGACUUAAUCCCAUCCCACCAUAAACCACAUGAGUGAAAGACUUUACAGCAUUUAUCAAGCUACAGUGGAGAGGAAGAACUUCCUUGAACAGGCAGAAACCUCGAGCAGUCUGGUUCUGCUCGAGGUUUCUGCCUGUUUUUUUCCCCCAAUUUCUUUAUUGAGUUUCUGCAGACAGUACAGAAAUGUUCAACAGUUAAACAUUACGCCAGAGUGUCUAUAUUAGGGUGAUUCUGAGGCUUUUAAUAUCUCUGUGGGUGACCAAAUUCGAGCCGAUGUGUUGGUGCAGAUAUACACUAAAAGGCACGAGUUGAUCAUAUUUGGAGUAUACUGCUGCUAAAGAAGAGGAUGGGGGACAGCGACAGUGCUAGAAAAGUCCACCACCAAGAGGGCCAACCACAGGGCUUGUGGUCUGCAUUGUUUUGAUGCAUAGUUAGGUUUUUCAGGAGGGGCAUGGCAGGUCCUGUGUGUGGGCUUCUGCACAGGUACAGAGCUACACAGCUCUAUGGUGGCUCUUGUUUUUAAGAUUUUGACUGCAAAUCACCUCUAAAUCCUUCUUCUGUUGAGCACAACAACCACUCUAGCUGCUGUAGAAAAAUGACGGCACAGGUUAGCUAUGUCUGUGUAAAGGGGGGCAGCUCCUUUUAUUAAAUAUAAAAAACUAAUUUAAAGUGGGCAAAACACACCCAUUUUUAUAUUCAGGUGAUAAUACACAUGUUAAUGAAUAUUCAAUUUCUAGUAAGUCUGUUCUGCAAUACCACACAGCACCUGUAAACGGUUACUGAAAAAAUGGGGGAAAUACUGUCAGGCAUGAUUUCCAAUCAAUGUUUUAAUAUAAAGCCGGCUCGAUGCCUCUACAAUAAAACCACAAAUAAGUCAUAACAUGUGUUCACAGCUCUGCAGAUAUUCGGACAGCUGUCUUCCUCCAAACUCCUUUGUUGUAUAUUUCAUUUUAGAUCACGACUUUUAUUGUCUGAUUGUAUUUGUUCUGUGAAAGGUACCAUUUUACACCUGUGGCAUAAUUAUAUCACAACAUUUGAUUGAUAUUGCAGGAUGCUUUAAGCAACUCUGGCAGCGAUGGUAUGGGUCAGAUCUCCCUGGAGUUCUACCAGAAGAAGAAGUCUCGCUGGCCCUUCUCUGACGAGUGUAUCCCUUGGGAAGUGUGGAGCAUCAAGGUCAACGUGGUGAACUUGGCCAAUGAGCAGGAGCGACAGAUCUGCAGAGAGAAAGUAGGCGAGAAGCUGGGUGAGAAAGUCAUCAACGUGGUUGAGGUGAUAAACCGGCAUGAAUACCUGCCAAAGAUGCCCACUCAGUCUGAAGUGGACAAUGUGUUUGACACCAGUCUCAAAGAUGUCCAGCCAUAUCUCUACAAAAUCACCUUCCAGAUCACUGACUCUCUGGGCACUUCUGUGAGCACAACCAUGAGAAGGCUGAUCAAGGACACUCUGGCACUGUGAGAAUGCUUGAGGACAGACAAGAAAGAACUAUCCUGAUGAUUCAGAACUGCACUUCAGUCAUGGAGUCUCUUUUUGGGCUCAGAAACGUAAAAUACAGCAGGGACUAACUACUCUGCUGCUUCUGAGAUGUCUGUGUUGUGCUUUUGCUCUGGCUUGUACCUUCACAGUCUUGAAAAUGUAAAAUUGAUUUUUAAAUAUUUGUUUUUUUUUUUUUUUUUUGCUACUUAUUCUUGAUUUUUUUCCUUUAAUCACCAGAGAAUGCAACUUUAAGAAAGACACAGAUCACACGUAAUAUCAGAUAAAUGCCUGGUAGCUAACAGGACCAUGUAAGACUAAUAAAUGACAUUUCUGGUCACCUGGAUGAGUUGGAAAGCACAUUCCUCACCUUCCUCUUUGCUCACACAUUUGCAGUGAAAAAGUAACCUUACACCCCACAGGACAGGAUUUCCUCUUUUACAAAUUAAAGCUAACUCUUGAGGGGCUCGCUCUUGAGUUUCCAGCCAGAAUCCGCCACUCUGGCCCCUAGCCUAAACACAGCCCCUCACCAGCUCAGGGUUUUGAGUCAAACAAAAUGACUUGUAAAUCCAUUUUCAGGUAAUCCAGCUCUGCAGAUAAAUAAACCAGCCAGUAACUAUUUCAAACACCACUUACUUUGAUUAUUUCACCCAGCCCUCACUCAUGUAAAGGAAAGAUAAGGCACUGCUUCAAGAUGUUAAGUCGCUGAAUUCUCCCAACUAUCUGAAUGAGGCCACACUGUGAAAGAACACAGCAACUUCAUCUAAACAUGACAUGUCCUCCGUGGAACAUUUGGGAGAGGAGUGUAGUCCGACACUGUCAUUAAUCCUAUCAAACCACCUUUACUGCUAAUGUGCAAUUUAUCAGAUUAAUUUAUCCUGUGGAAGUCUCCAGUCCUGAAGGAAGUUCAUGGUCAGAGCUCUUCAGGUAAGUUUCUAGAAAUGAGAUCCUGUCAUUCAGCUGGAACAAAAUGGUCAUUUAACAGGCACUUAAAUCCACUUAUCUUGUUUUUUUUAAGCCAUAAUGACCAAUGCCUUUGAUAAAUGAUUGCUAUUGGGCAGUGCAGCCAAAAUGUUUUAUCACUUAACAACUAUUUAGCUUGGCAGUGAUACCAAAAAUUUUCCAUGACAGCCUAGCACAUAAACAUGAUAUGCAGUGUAUAUGGGAACAAGUAUAGGGUUGGACUAUUACGACUGAUACUAAAAUCAAAACAUCCUGAUUAUACUAACUGGUUUUAGACCAACCUGAAAGGUAACCAACUCUAGCCUGGCUGGGCCAUCCAGUUGCGUGAAUCACUUGCCAUUCCUUCCCCUUCCUUCCCUUCUUGUUGGAAGGAACGGCAAGUGAUUCACGCAACUGGAUGGCCCAGCCAGGCUACACCAACACUACACCUGAUUGACUUAAUAUCACAGCAAUUAAUGAUUAAAUUUCAAAAUAGAAGCCGUCCUUAAUGCAAAAACCAACAAUUAUGAUUUUUUUAAGUAAGAGACUAAAAAUAAUUGUUUCCACAAACUUUGUGAAGUCCAAGCUGAUUGAAGGCCACCCUCCAAUACUGUCCACUUAAUGACCGGGUGGUCUGAUGUUUAAGAUCAGAAUAAAGACAACUUAAAUAUAUAUGUAAUGCAGUUCAAGUAUUGAUCAGAAAUACAGUAAAUCUCUUUUUCUGCAAUGUGACCUAGGUAAUAAUAGGAAAAUAUGUUGUAGGAUUUUAAAAAAAGAAACAGUCAAUUAUUUAAAAAAAAGCUUUUUUUAAUAAUAGGCUAGACUGUUGAAUGGCUGUUUUUUGUAUCAGUCUUGAUGUAGUCCAACCCAGUACUUAUUCUCAAGCUCUAUAAACGCUUUAAUUUUGAAGUUGUAGAUUAGAGUAUCCAGUCAUUGCUGCACAGGUUAUAUGUAAUUCUUUUCUCUGUAUAAUUUUUGAGUAAUCUCCUAUUACUAACAAAUAUAUUAACAAAUUUCCCUUUGGGGAUCAUCAAAGUUCUUGUAUUAUUGAAAUUAUUAUUUCAUACAAAUCCAUCUCUUCCUCUUACUCUAUUAAUUAUCUGUUGUCAAAUCCCAAAUGUGGCUCGAAACAGUUUUUCCCUCUACUUGAUCCCUCCUAGAAAAAAAUCUGUUUUCUUUGUUGUCAAUAGUAUAAAUGUAUUUGGACCGCGGUCUUUAUACAGUACUUGAACUUACUCACUUUUAUUGAUUUAAUUGAAGUGGCAGAGUGAUUAAACAAAUGAUCUAAACAGUCCCCUUCUUCUAAUUGGGCACUCAGUGACCCAGCUGUUUGUGAAUGACUCUGCACAUGGAGCACCUAAUGAUGCUAAUGAUGAGGAUAUGGAUGAUGAUGAUAAUGGAGAUGAGGAUUGUGAUGAUGAAAGAUGAUACUGAUAAAGAUGAUGUAGAGGAGGAUGAAGAUGAAGAGGAUGAUAGUGAUGAUGACUGAUGAUGAUGGCCAUAAUGAUGAGGGUGAUGAUGAUGAUGAUGAUGAUGAUGAUGAUGAAAACCGUGUCACUGACUUUACAUGGUUAGUGAUUCACUGUAGGUUGUUGGUGUAAUUCAUUACUUUGGAAGAAAAGAAAAGAAAAAAAAUGCAUUGUCCUAUAUAUUGUAAGUCAGUGCUCUGCCCUAACUCAUGUUGUUUCCUUUCAUCUAGAUCUUUGCUUGUUUUGUAUAUGAUCUCAAAAGUACAUCUCUUUGGGGGAAAGCCUCUGCUUAAUGACACUGUAACAUUGUAAAUAGAGUGAAGAGUGAUUGAAGAUAAUUAUUAGUAUAAUAAUGUCUUAAAUACAACGGAGUUUGAGGGCCACGUUAAGAAAAAAAAAACGUUUUUAAAUCUUAGACAAUAAAGUUAUUAUUUAGGAGAAUAAAGUCAAUAAUAUAUAAGAAUAAAGUUACCUGUUGUGGAGGAGAAUUGCUAAAAUCAACACUGAGGAGCAUUUAGAUGAAUUGUACUUUAGUAUAGGUUUCACAAACAUGGAGAUACUUAAUCCUUUGGUACAUCAGCAUUACACUGUCAGAACUUUUAAAAGAUUGUAUGAGAAAUGCUGCUUUUGUGGCGGGGAAAAUGGCUGGAAAUGGCUGUACAGAGGCUAAAUCCGUCAAUACAGCUGUUAAUAGCAAUAGCAUAGGGCUUUAGUUUAUCAUAUGAGUUUAUCUCCCAUGAGGUGUUGAGGUCUCUGCAUGUGUAGGUUACUGACUUACUGUAAUCAUCGGGUCUUUUUCGUCCUUAUAAAAACCUGCUCUAUUUCGGCGAGUGUCUUCUUCUGUAGUCAAACCGCAAGAUAUCAAAAUCUACCCGGAUACAGCAAUGCUGCUUUUUGAUUGGCUGUUCAGUAGAUAUACUUUAUUUGAUUGGCUUGCGCGUGUCACGCAGCUUCUGAACUCUCGGAGGAACGCAGUUGAUUCCUACCUGUUCCAUAGUUAAAGAGGCGCAACUUGGUGGACAUCACCAUGUUCAUAUAAAUGCGUGAGAAAUAUAAUGUGUGGCGUGUGAGCGUGUGAAUGCGUGUGUUACACGCUGAAUACGUGAGACUUGAGAGCCGUGCAGAGCAGUAAACGCGAGACGCCCGCUUUCGCUAUUUUAGAUGUCUCAAAACCAUUACGUUUUAAUGAAUCAAUGAAUAACAUCAGCGGCGAAAAGGAGUUUUAAAAAGACCUGGGUUCACAUGUUUUUAUUUUGUCACAAAAGGCUUCAAGCAUGGGCCAAAGCAUAGGACAACAAGUUCUAGAACCUGAAUGAAGUCAUUAAAGGCACACGCUUUUGGAUUAUUUCGCCUUGUUAUGUACUUUCAACCGCGCUCUCGUCAGGGGGGCAUUCUACGUCAGGGGUGCAUUCUACGGUACAACACCGGCGUGGAUAAGUCCUGCUUCUCGUUCUCGCAGCUUUGCAAUGCUACCACAGGCUCUCCAAGCACUCCAAGUACACGCGAAGAGUGUGCGCAUGAUUGGAAUAAUGGAACGCAGUUUGGCCUGUGAUGGAGCGAAGGAGCCAGGAGGGUUUGCUGACCGUCCAAGUGUCAUUUAAAGGGCCGAUUUCUGAAGUGCUCAGUUUACGUAUUAAGUCUGUAACUGCCUGUAACUUACUUUGAAAGAAUUUGUUCAUAUUGGAGUAAUGCUACUGACUUGACAUAGCAUGACUUAAAAGUACUCCAAAAUUCUGUGCAAAAGUCGACUAGAUAUAAUUAUCAGAAUACUUUAUUUAUGCUCGGGGGGAAAUUUAGUCAUUGCAGUAUAAAUGGAACCCAUGACGAGUAAAGUUAUUUGUUUCAAACCGACUUUGAAUAUGUGGGGAGAAAAAAGAUCAACUAUAUUAACUUUAUUGUUAACACUUAAUUCCUAAAAAUAGAUGCUGUUGUUGGCCCAUGGCUGUAUCUUCACACUUAUCUAUUUGUUUAAAAGAAUGUAAUUUAUUAUUUCAGAGUCUUCUCUCUGCCUCCACAUCAUACCACACCCAAUUUUAGAGUAAGACUCAAUGUUUUUGUUUCAAAAGAGGAGUUUUACAUAUAGAUAUAUAUUUUUAUCAAACUUCACCUCAGGGAUUCAUAAAGUUCUUCAUAUCAUUUUAUAUUUCUAUAACCAAUUUUUUUAUGAUCCCUGAGUCAAUAAAAGUAUUGUGAGUCAACACAAUAAUUCUUCUUAUGCCACCAGCUAACAUGAGUUGUGACAUGUUAUGUUGUAGCGUCCUUAUGUUCAUCAGGAGAGUUUGGAGCGGCACGAAUUACAGUGAGAGUACUGAUCAUCUUUACCAUCAAACUGCCACAGCUGAAAGUAAAACACUCAAUUCAACAUGAUAACUUCAGGUCUGGAUGCAGAGGAAAAUCUAAUUUAAAUAAAGAGUGGACAGCAGCAGACCCUGAUAAUACAGAGGGAAGAGACACAAUUAGUGAGAUCACAUUCAGCUGUUUUAGAUUGAAACAUGAGAAAUAUGACUUCAUGUUAUUUAUAUGUAGAAUAAAACAGGAGAUUAAACUCGAAAAGUAUCAGUCAUAUGAAAACAGAAGGUGCAUACUAUCUGCAACCAAGGGAUAUCAGCAGGGUCCCAACGGUCACUAGGAGAAAUGAAGGACUGGACAGAAACACAGAGGAUGUGUAAUCUCUGCGAUGGAGUGCAGUUCAGGUUUUGUUUAAAGGUAAGAAUGUGAGCCUUCUGAGGGACAGGAGAGAAAUUGAGAAUUAUUCAAAUCAAACAUUCAUGUUUGAAUGAAUUUUGUUAUUUUUCAACGGGGGCUUUUUUUUUUUUUUUUUUUUUAAAGAACGUGCUUGCAUUGUUGAAGUAAUAUCUGUUGGCUAACAGCCCUGCUGUGUGCCAUCACCACAUUAACAUUGUAUAUUCUUUUCGUGUUCCAUACCAUAUGAUCAGGGUCUGAGCCAUGCUUAAGGUGGGGUAGAAUAUCAUUCAAUAGCUAUUAGUUAUUGAUGACAUUUGGUGAUAUACGAUAUCGCUGUGUUCUGUUAUGUAUGUGUAGUCAACAUUUUAAAAUUUCAGUGCUCCACUCUUUCUGACUGUAAACAAAGCCAUUCCCCGCCUCCCCCAUCCUGGUUGGUUGUGAGGCGGACACUGCGCCUUAGUGCAGAUUGGUUGUGAGGCAGACACUGCUCCCCCGUGUCGUUCACAAGCCCAAACAAAGUUAGUGUGCUACUACAUCAGACAGUAGAAACCAACCAGAAAGUACAGAAAAUUGUCUGAAUCCUCCUUUAGCCACAACUGCCAACACAAGCAAGAAAACAAAGUAAAUACCGGAGACUCUGGCGGAAUAACGGAUGCUUAAAAAGAAGGUAGACCACCCGGACAAGAGCUAAAAAAGCUGGGUCAACAAUGAUGGGGGACGCUUCAGGAUCUUACGGACCCUGUAACCUUUCUGCUGGACAGGUAAACCACUUUAACAAAGUAAGCCAAGUGUCUGUAACAGAAGUGUUUCUUGUCAAACGGGACCUGCUGCGUGUUGUUGCACUGCUAAACUGUUUACCUUGGGUCCUGGAGUAUGUCACAUUAUCCUAGUUGUAGAAGUCCUGCAAACAUUGUGUUUUCUGGUAGUCUGUUGGCAUCUACAGUAGCACCAAUGCUAUUUACUUUCACGUUGACUGGGCCCCAUUUGUAAUUAUCUUUAGUAUUUAUUCGCAUUAUAUCUGAAUUUAACUUAAACGAUAAGAGCGAGCAGGAAAACUGGCGCUUCCUCAGAUCCUGCCUACCCCACCUUUACAUAAAUGUAAUGAAAGAUGGUCCUGAAUCUGCGGCCUCUGGAUUGCAGACACACGCCACUAGAGGGACAUUUACACCUGUAGUCCAGGCUGUACCAGGGUAGUUGUUGGUACUCGGUAUGAACCGCUUCGAGGUCUAAGUCAAACAAAGCUAAAUAAAGUGUAAGAUUUGA
Xyrichtys novacula (pearly razorfish) is the source of this 17272-nucleotide messenger RNA. The record is from the annotation of a GenBank genome assembly. NCBI's taxonomy places the organism in Eukaryota, Metazoa, Chordata, Actinopteri, Labriformes, Labridae.